CUCUACACAAAAAUUAAAGUAUACAAACCUCUUUUUAACAAGCUGAAAACUCUGUGUAAUUGCAUUUUUCCCCCGUUAAAUAAACUAAAUUGUUUUCAUUCCUGAAAAUAAUCCAUAUAAUACAUAUAUAAAAUGAAAUUCUAAUAUUUUGUCGUCAUUUACCCUUCAUCGCUAGUCUAUUAAAUAACAAAGAGGAAGAUUACAAAGAAAAUAUUUACAACUUGUUCUCUAAAAAAAUCUUUUAAAUUUAUUGUCAAUGUUUUUAGUGUAAACGAUAAAAAUGCGUUUGAUUUUAUUGUUUUGUGUUUUAGUUUUUUAUCUAAAUGAUGUUGCAGUUCUUGCUAGAAACGCAAAAAAUACUAAUGAAGUUAAAAAUUUUAUUGGAAAUUUGGAUAUAGUUCAUUAUCAACCCGAACAAGUGCAUUUGUCAUUUGGUGAACAACCUCAUGAUAUUGUUGUCACCUGGUCAACACGCAGUGACACCGUUGAAUCACUAGUAGAAUAUGGGGAAACGAAUAAUUUUACCCAGCUAAGCGUAGGCACAAGUCAGAAGUUUGUCGAUGGUGGUGUUAAAGGCAAGACACAAUAUAUACAUAGGGUUAGCUUGAGAAAUUUAAAACCAGCUACCAAGUACAUUUAUCAUUGUGGUAGUAAUUUGGGUUGGUCGGCAAAAUUUGAAUUUCGUACUGUGCCAAAGGGUGAUGAAUGGUCACCCAGGCUGGCCAUUUAUGGUGAUAUGGGCAAUGAAAAUGCCCAAUCAUUGGCACGUUUACAAAAGGAUACCCAAAUGGGAAUGUAUGAUGCCAUUAUACAUGUCGGAGAUUUUGCUUAUGACAUGAAUACCGAUAAUGCAAGGGUGGGCGAUGAAUUUAUGCGUCAAAUAGAAAGUGUAGCGGCUUAUUUGCCCUAUAUGGUUGUACCGGGUAAUCAUGAGGAGAAAUAUAACUUUUCAAAUUAUAGAGCUCGCUUUAGUAUGCCUGGCGGUAGUGAGAAUCUUUUUUAUAGUUUCAAUUUGGGUCCUGUACAUUUUAUAGGCAUUUCAACGGAAAUGUAUUAUUUUCUUAAUUAUGGCCUAAAAACCUUAGUGUUUCAGUAUACAUGGCUAGAAAAGGAUUUAAUGGAAGCUACAAAACCCUCUAAUCGUGCUAUACGCCCCUGGAUUAUUGUCUAUGGACAUCGUCCUAUGUAUUGUAGCAAUGAAAAUGAUAAUGAUUGUACACACUCGCAAACUUUGACAAGAGUUGGUUGGCCUUUUGUGCAUAUGUUUGGUUUGGAGGAAUUAUUCUAUAGAUAUGGGGUUGAUGUUGAGAUAUGGGCUCAUGAACACUCCUAUGAACGUCUAUGGCCUAUAUAUGAUUAUAAAGUAUUAAAUGGUUCCUAUAAGGAACCCUAUCGUAAUCCCAAGGCACCAGUUCAUAUAGUAACCGGUUCGGCCGGCUGUAAAGAAGGCAGAGAACCUUUUCUAGCUAACAUACCCGAAUGGAGUGCUUUUCAUAGUCAAGAUUAUGGUUAUACACGUCUUAAGGCUUAUAAUCGCUCUCAUUUAUAUUUCGAACAAGUUUCUGAUGAUAAAAAUGGCGCUAUUAUUGAUUCAUUUUGGAUUAUAAAGGAUCAACAUGGAUCUUAUAAUUAGUUUACUUUUUAUAUAAAUAUCUUUUAAAAGUAUUAGUAUGGUCACAAGCUUUUAAAAUUCAUUCCCCAGUUUAUUUUAAUUGCAUUUACUAGCACCAAAGUUGUUUACUAAGGCAGCAGCACAAAAAACACCUUAAACGUUCAAAUUUUUUUUUUUUAAACAAAACUUUAUUUACUUUAUAAAUUUACAUUUUAAUUAUGUAUUAAUGACAAUUUUAAUUAAGCUUAAUGCUAUUAACAUUAAUUUUGUAUUUAUUUAGCUUUAUUUUAAAUUAUAUAUUGGAUAUAUUACACAAAUAUGUGCACUUAUAGCCAAAUGAACAAAUAUCAAUAAAUAUAUAAAUUCUUUAA
Messenger RNA from Lucilia cuprina (Australian sheep blowfly), 1983 nucleotides. Its product is annotated as acid phosphatase type 7. The transcript has 5 exons. The record is from RefSeq and is a predicted model, not a curated record. Gene Ontology annotation, molecular function: acid phosphatase activity; metal ion binding. Lineage: Eukaryota; Metazoa; Arthropoda; Insecta; Diptera; Calliphoridae. Bases 281 to 1633 code for a protein of 450 amino acids.